AAUUUUCGAGUUUGCACGCCUCCUCCUAGCGUUCCAGACCAAAGGGCUGCGAAUAAGGAGAAAAUCAACCAAACCGGUUUCGGGAGUGGGACGCGAGCUGAGAUUCCCAGAGCGAGUACUGUGUGACACCAACCCGGAACAGGCUGCUGGCGCCUUUGGGCUCCCGGGACCAGAGGCUCGGGUCCUUCCCCAAAAGAGUCCACCCCUCCCGGGCCCACAGUCCGAGGCAAGUACCAGCCCUCGGGCAAAAGAGCGCGCAGUGGGCGCGGGUGGGCGCCGCCUCGAGGGCUUCCCGAGUUUCAAACUGCGCCUCUUGGGAGUCACCGGGCGCAUUCGCUCCUUUCGUUUCCGGGGUGGGGGCUAAAGGACAGAAAAAUGUCUCCUUGCACGAGCCUCCCGCGCUCCAGCCCUCGGCCUGGAGGGUCGCCCUGGGAGGAGCCCACGUGGCCCCGGGCCCCCCUCUGCCGCGCCGAGUCCUCACCCCGCAGGCGGCUGGGGCGGGUGCCCGGGAGGGCGGGGGCUUCAAAACCACUCCAGGCACUGCCGCUCGGCCCGCUGUGCCCGCAGAGGACGCGGGAAGAACCGACGGACACUCACCGAGCAGCGGCCGCCCGGCUGGAUCCAGAACGCACGGCGCGCGAAGCCACCCAGGUGCCGCCGCAACGCGGGCGCGAGUUUGAAUGUCGCUCCGGGAAGGGGCCGAGGCUGCCGGCUGCUCCCGCCCACCGCCAGCCCCUUGGCGGCCGGGGCGCGGCCAGCUGCGAGCGCGGCCCCCGGGGACCCCAACCCGCGCGCGCCUUCCAGCGCCCGGCAGGAAGUCGGGGCCGAGCAGAGCGGCAGCAGCCGCGGGAGGGGACAGGGAGGGCGGACCAGGAAUUUUUCCAGUGGGUGGAGACUCGGGCCAGCGACUGGAAUCCCGCGAUUGGCAGCUCAGCGGGGGACGGGGGCAACCUCGCGGCGCUGCGAGCUGGAACCCGGGAUGUAAAUCCAAACCUCCGAGAAGCUGACAAGAAAGAGAUGAAGAAGCCGAUAACUUGGAGGGAGUCCACCACGAGACUGUUAGGUGGGAAGAGCAAGAGGCAGAAACCCGUGUAAUAAAGGACCCAUUUUGGUAAA
Molecule: messenger RNA, 1116 nt
Organism: Balaenoptera musculus (blue whale)
Lineage: Eukaryota; Metazoa; Chordata; Mammalia; Artiodactyla; Balaenopteridae
Exons: 3
Coding region: 376-1095 (239 amino acids)
Source: RefSeq, a predicted model, not a curated record